GAAUUUUUGGUUAUAUUUUCAUUUAAAAAAAGAUUUUGAUGUGUUAAGAUCGGUGAAUUGUGAAUUUUUUUGUCUUCCUUGAUUAUAUGGAUGAUUUAAUUAUUAAAAAAGAAAUGGUGGCUCAAUAUAAAUCGCCGGAGAAGAAGCAGAACAAGAGAAAGUCUGCUGGACUUGCCAAAAAGACAAAGAGUUUAAUUAAGGAGAAGUUCAGACAUUAUGAUUUGUUUACAUUCAAGAAAAAGAGCAAAAUCCUCGAAAAUUGCCGAUCCGAAGAAAAUGACUCAAAUCAUGUAAAUGUGAUGCCUAAGAAGGAACCAAUGGAAUUUGAUUCACCAGACAAAACAGAGAUAUUAGGAAAUGUUUCAUGUAGUGAGCAGGACUUUAAAAUUGAAAAGAAACCGAUGAACCGAAAAGUAUCUAGUUUGUCAAAAGAUACUCUAAUUAUGGAUUCAUCGCAAUAUAUUAAUUUCGAUAUGAGCCAGAACUAGUCAAUUAAGGACUUAUCUUCCGAUGUAUAUAGAAACGAUACAGCGCUGAUAUACAAACUUAUUUGGAUUAAGUUACAUUUUGUUAGGUGCCAAUAAGCGUUUAAGAAACAUCUAGUCAUUUAAUUAAUUUGAUAACUUAAAUUGUUCAUUUUUUCAAAUAAAACUCUAUUAACGACUUUUUC
This is a messenger RNA of Chironomus riparius, 670 nucleotides long. NCBI's taxonomy places the organism in Eukaryota, Metazoa, Arthropoda, Insecta, Diptera, Chironomidae. The record is from the annotation of a GenBank genome assembly.